This is a messenger RNA of Necator americanus (New World hookworm), 3723 nucleotides long. RefSeq lists its product as uncharacterized. Lineage: Eukaryota; Metazoa; Nematoda; Chromadorea; Rhabditida; Ancylostomatidae. The record is from RefSeq and is a predicted model, not a curated record. Bases 1 to 3723 code for a protein of 1240 amino acids. The transcript has 33 exons. Gene Ontology annotation, molecular function: tubulin-glutamic acid ligase activity; tubulin binding. Gene Ontology annotation, cellular component: cytoplasm; cilium. Gene Ontology annotation, biological process: protein polyglutamylation; microtubule cytoskeleton organization.
AUGGGUGUUGGUGAACCCACUAUUUGUACAUAUGUCAUAUCCGAUACGUUAGCCCGUUAUACAAAAGUCGAUAAAGAUUUACUGACAAUAGAUAUACCUAUUCCAUUACCCGAAUAUUCGGAUGUUGACGAAUAUGUGGCCGUUUUUGGUGGACGAGGGAUUCUCGAGACCGUGAAUAAAGUGGAUUUGCGUAAAGAGUUGGUUCGAUUUGUUCGAGAACAAACACAGAGGAUCCAAGAUGAAAGAGGAGACGCUCUAAUCAAAAAUGCAUUAGAAUCCGGCUUCGAGCUGCCCGAUCUCGAUCCAGGUCCCAAUUUAGUGGUGGAUCCAUCCGAAAACUUCGCCAAUAAGUUCUCUCAUAUCAUGCGGAAUUCGCCAUCACAUGAAUUAGCUGAAUUAAUGCGAAGGCAGAUCGCUAUGAUGAACGAGAUGAGUCAAAUAAUUCGUGUUCGAAAUUGGGACGUUGCGCAAUUGACCAGCAAGUGUGAGAAUGCAGUGAAUGAUGCAUCUAUUAAUGCCGACGUUCAUCCACACGAACUCAGUAACCUCAAUGAAAAGCUGCGCAAUCUCCACGGCUCUUAUGCUUGUCAAGUUGAAGUGCUUUCCGAGAAACAGCGGAAAGAGUUCAGAGACAUGGUAGAUACACUGUACGAUGGCGGGAGUCUUCUUGGCAGCACUGGAAAUUCCGAGAUCGGCCCUGACCUGAGGGUACACUCCACGAAAACCAUCAGUGAGACCAAAGAAGAGCAAGAACAAGGCAUCAAUGAAUGCUACACAAUUUAUAUAGGAGCCCAGCUGAAAUCGAUGCAUAAUGUUCGGUUGUUAACGGCGAAGUCAAUGGUAGAUCUGUGUACACCAGUGAAGUCCGCUGAUGUUGGCUCUCUUCUACAAACGUCUAUUUCACUUUAUGGAAGGCAGUUGAGCGGACUUGUAAUGUUAGUUCCGCGCGAUCCACUAUGGCAUUCUAGCAGUGCUUCAAAAUUUGCACAAGUUUGCGAACAAGCGACUGAGCUUCAUUUUGAUCCUUUACCUAAACAACUAAAGAAUGUUGUUGAGUCGUGGAGAGAGGAGUCUGCUUCCGAACGCUCGAAGUUGUCAGAACCACAGAAAUCUCUCAGGAAAAGUGCACAUGAAGCCACUUUGGAAAUUGGUGACGUCUACUGCACAAGACAUUCAAAUCUCAAAGAUGUUCAACUAGUGUUCCACCUUGUCGUUGAGGAAUCGCUCCAGACUUCGGACAUUUCUAGUCGACAUCCAUGUCUGAAUGGGAUUCGCAACAUAAUCCGACUCACUUCUCGACUAGGGAUUACAUCUAUCCACAUUCCUCUUUUACUCGUUGAAGAGGCAUCUGAGAAUAUGACGAUUGCAUGGUGUAUGAAACGAGCUGAGAUGGUUUUCAAGUGCGUUAAGGGCUACCUUAUGGAGGUUUGCGGAGUUUGCGGUGGGUCUGCUGUUGGCGGUGGAGUGACGGUUAUACCUCACUACAAUAUUCAUUUCGUUUUACCGUCAGGACUUGCAGACGGAGUAUAUCAACAAAUAUCUGCAAUGUUUCCGACAAUCUUCCAUCUGGUGCCCAGCGUGUCCAUGCCUGUUCAUGAACAGACUCCUUUUGUGCCACUAGCUGCGCGUUAUUCACCGCAGUAUAGGCGAGCACUUGCUGCUUUAGAUUCAGAGGUGGAGGAGGAGGAGGAGCUCAUAGCAGAGCUGAACGCUCUUGAGAUACCGGGAAACUACAUCACUUACAGUAUGCACCUUGACACCAACAAUCUGCAGCGGGGUAAUGGAGAAACGAACAACAUCGAAGACACUUCUAUUCAUGGAGAUGCGGGGACCUUUCUUUUCGGUAUCGAAAGUAAGCCGAGGAAGAUUGAGUACCUUACCUUCACAUCGGAUAGUUUGAAACAUAUCAGUCGACAGGCAGCUGCUGAACUCCGAGAAAAGUAUACGCAAACAGGCGAAAACUACAAUUUAGCUUUUAAGAUGGUAAACAGCGAUACUAAACUGGUGAAAACCGUUCUGCAUAGUCAUGGAUUCACACAGUGCUCUCGGAAGAAUCCUUCAUUUAACAUACUCUGGUGUGGUUCUUCUGUCCGGGCCUCACAUAUGCGAACCAUUCAAUCUUGGCAACGUAUUAACCAAUUUCCUCGAUCAACUGAACUUACUCGAAAAGACAAACUAUACGAUAACUUAGCACGAUCUGCUGCAAUAUUUGGCGAUGCUUAUGGCUUCGUACCUGAAUAUUUUGUGACCCCUCGUGACUCCUCGAUGUUGCAAACCGCAAUGGAGCACUCUAUGUCAGAUUUUACUUUUAUUGUGAAGCCUGUGAGCUCUUCUCAGGGCAAAGGGAUUUUCUUUGCAAACAAGGUCCAAGAAAUUCCUCAAACAGAGCCUUUAUUGGUCUCGCGCUACAUUGAGAAUCCUCUCUUAAUUAAUGGGCAUAAAUUUGAUCUCCGCAUUUAUGUGGCCGUCACUUCAUUUUACCCUCUCAUCACUUACGUCUACUCGGAGGGGCUGACUCGGGUAGCAUCGGAGAAGUACUGCAGCGAAAUAGAUACUCAGGAUGCAUUUGUCCACCUAACAAAUUAUUCAAUUAACAAAAACAAUACAAAUUUUGUUCGCAAUGAAAGUAUGGCUAGUGAGGAUUUCGGACACAAAUGGACUCUUGGAGCUUUACUACGUCAUUUGGAAAAGGAAGGAAUUGACGCUAAGAUGCUAAUGAUUCGAAUAGAGGAUAUAAUAGUGAAAAGUCUGCUCUCGGUGCAAACUCGUAUCACAUCUGCAUGCCGUACAAUCACACCACAUGUAGGAACAAACUUUGAACUCUUUGGCUUCGAUGUUCUCGUUGACGCAGAUCUGAAACCGUGGUUGCUGGAGGUGAACUUGUCUCCGAGUCUGUCUUGUGAUGCACCGCUGGAUUCACUCGUAAAGAGUCGACUUAUAUGUGAUUUAUUCAAUUUGGCUUGCGUACCGUUAGUUAACAGAAAGUUAGCCGGCAUACAGCUAAUUCGUCCGAACAAGGAAGAUGAUUGUGAUUCGGACGAUGCAGAAGUAGAAUUGGAAAGAAACAAAAAAAUCAGCCCAUCGAAGCGAGGUUUUAGUGUAAAGCGCAGAAGAACAACUCGUACUGCCUUCGCUCCAUCCCCGUACACCCCCGAUCCUAGUAUGCGAGCGAUCUGUCGACGGGCGAAAACGGAAAUGUCACGACGCGGCGGUUUUGUCCGGAUUUUCCCACGAGACCACUCUCUACAUUUGUAUAGAUGCAUUAUGGAGCGUAUUGGUUCGGAGAAUCGUGAUGAGCGAUUGUAUUUCAAGGAGUUUUUAUUUGAAGACGAAGAGGACGAAACCGUGCGAAAUGAAAAUGAAUUAACAACACUUUACCACGAGGUUAUGAUGAAUAGUUCGAAGUACCCUUCUCUCGAAUCGGUGCCAACAGAAGUACGGGAAAUCCUACGAGGAUGGCAUAAUGAUGCAAAUGCGUAUACUCAACGAAUAACAAAGGAUGGAGAGAAAUAUGAAGCAAAAUUACCAGUUGUUCGACCAUCAGCUCGCCUACGCACAAAAAGCUUUUCCGAAUGGUAUGAGGUUAGAAAGGCGACGAUGGCUGAAGCGAAACAGAAGCUUCGAUUAGAGCAAGAGGCACUGAAGAUGCAGGAUCAAAUGGUUGACCAGAAGCAGGUAGAGAACAAGGAAAAUGCGCUACCCUCUCCGGUAUUAAUAUCCUAG